This is a messenger RNA of Strongyloides ratti, 2478 nucleotides long. RefSeq names its product Xenotropic and polytropic retrovirus receptor 1. The transcript has 3 exons. Gene Ontology annotation, cellular component: cytoplasm; plasma membrane; Golgi apparatus. Bases 1 to 2478 code for a protein of 825 amino acids. Lineage: Eukaryota; Metazoa; Nematoda; Chromadorea; Rhabditida; Strongyloididae. Gene Ontology annotation, biological process: phosphate ion transport; cellular response to phosphate starvation. Gene Ontology annotation, molecular function: inositol hexakisphosphate binding. The record is from RefSeq and is a predicted model, not a curated record.
AUGAAAUUUGGUGAACAAUUGUCUAGUCAUUUAACACCAGAAUGGAGGAAACAAUAUAUAUGUUAUGAUGACCUUAAAGCUAUACUUUACGAUGUUCAACUUGAAAUACCUCAAGAAGAGGAGUUACGUGAACAAUAUAUAACACAAAUGGAUGAAAAUUUUUUUGCACAAUGUGAUGUAGAAUUAACUAAAAUAAAUUUAUUUUUUUCACAAAAAAUUGCUGAAGCUCAGGGAAAAUAUCAUGAGUUACAGGCUGAGUUAGAACAAUUUAAAGAAAGUAUUGGUACUAAAGAUGUUAAGGUUCAUGAUGGUGAUUCUGAACUACAGACAGGAUUAACUUUAAAACAAAAAUUAAAAAGUAAAGGAUUAGGAAAAAAAGCUGUUAAAGAGACUGCCAAAAGUGCACAACAUUUAAAAUUGGCCUUUUCAGAAUUUUAUUUAUCCUUAAUUUUAUUACAAAAUUAUCAAGAAAUGAAUUCAACUGGUUUUAGAAAAAUACUUAAAAAACAUGAUAAAUUAAUGCAAAAUGAAAGGGGCUUAGAAUGGAGAAUUUCUAAAGUUGAAAAAAGUUCAUUUUUUUUAAAUAGAGAUAUUGAAACAUUAAUUCAUUCAGUAGAGACAAGUGUUAUUAAUGAUUUAGAACAAGGUAAUAGACAAGCUGGUAUGAAACGUCUUAAAGUACCACCAUUAUCUGAAAAACAAAGUUCAGGUACAACAUUUUCACUAGGUUUAUUUAUUGGUGCAUUUGGUGUUAUGAUGUUUGCAAUAGCCUUUUCAUUAUAUGGACUUGAAACUAGGGAUAAUGAUCCUAAAUAUGUUGCUAUAAGAUUGUACAGAGGAUUCUUUUUAUUUUUAUUAUGUGUUUUCUUUUGUGGUAUUAAUAUGUAUGGAUGGUCUGCUUCAGGUGUAAAUCAUGUUCUUAUUUUUGAAGUUGAUCCUAGAUAUCAUUUAACUUAUCAAACAGUUAUGCAAAUAGCUGCAUUCCUUUUUAUGGUUUGGGGAUUAUCUGUUCUUGGAUUUAUUUAUGCACAUCAUAUUGGAUUACCUCCAUUUUUAUUUCCACUUUUAUUGGGUAUAUUUUAUAUUGCUAUUUUAUUUAAUCCUUUCAAAAAACCAAUUGAAUUAUCAAGAAGAGAUUCAAGAUUUUGGUUAUUAAAACAUUGCUUUAAUUGUUUUACUGCACCUUUUCACUUUGUAACUUUUACUGAUUUCUGGCUUGGUGAUCAAAUGAAUUCACUUAGUACCUCUUUUCUUGAUUGGCAAUAUUUUAUAUGUUUUUAUGCUACUGAAGUAGAUUACACAGAUUUUAAAUUUUCCGUUAGAACAAUGAAUGUAACUGAAGGUCCUAUACCUUGGGGUUAUGUUGAUAUUAAUACAGGAAAAGAUAUGUGUACAGAUUCAGGUUGGAUGAGAAAUUUUAUUUCUAUUAUUCCUGCUUCAGUACGUUUCUUUCAAUGUUUAAGACGUUAUUAUGAUUCAAGAUUAGUCUUUCCUCAUUUAGUUAAUGCAGGAAAAUAUUCCACAACAUAUGUUGUUGUUGGAGCUAAAAUUUUAUAUAAAUGGUCUGUUGAUAAAUAUCCAGAAGGAAAUGAAUUUUUCUUUUAUUUGUGGGUUGCUGCAUAUGUAUUAUCAUUCUCAUAUACUUAUAUUUGGGAUAUAAUGAUGGAUUUUGGUUUAUUUGAUCCUAAAGCACCAAAAGAUGCACCAUUUUUGAGGGAAGAAAUUAUUUAUGAAAAAUGGUUUUAUUACUUUGCAAUAGUAGAAGAUUUUGUUCUUCGUUUAACAUGGGUUUUAAAUGUAUCACUUUCAGAGGCAUGGAGUCUUUCUGGUGACAUGACGACAUGUUUAACAGCUCCCUUAGAAGUAUUUAGACGUUAUAUUUGGAAUUAUAUACGUCUUGAAAAUGAACAUAUAAAUAACGUUGGUAUGUUUCGUGCCGUAAGAGAUAUCUCCAUAAAACCAAUACAGAAAGGUGACCUUGAAUCAUUAAUCACAAAAAUGGAUAAAGUUGAUGGUGUUACACAUCGUGGGCAAGAUUUAAGAAAUAGACAAAAAAAGCAAAAGAAAGCUAAUAGAGAUAAGAGGCAACUAUUGAAAAAAGCAAAAAUAGGUAAAAUAAGUCUUCCUACAGUUAUUCAUUGUGCUAAACGAGGAAUUAAAAGUGAUGGAGUUGAAUUGAAUCGUGUAUUAGUAUGGUAUUCACGAUUUAAUUCUUUAAAAAAUAAAACAUAUCCAAUGACAAAAUUUUAUAGAAAAGAUUUUUUUAAUGUUGAUUUAAAAAAAUAUGAUACAACAAUUUUGUUUGGAGCUGAAAGUACAAUGGAAGCAUUAUUAGACAAGUUAAAUGAAAUGAAUAAAGAUUCAUAUCUUAUUGCCUGUAGAUUUCCUCUACCAAAAAAUGGUGAAGAACAUUGGAAAAUUAUUUCUGAAAAUGGAGAAGGUAUAGAUACUGCUUGGCUUUAUAAAAAAAUUGCUUGA